This is a messenger RNA of Xyrichtys novacula (pearly razorfish), 12104 nucleotides long. The record is from the annotation of a GenBank genome assembly. Lineage: Eukaryota; Metazoa; Chordata; Actinopteri; Labriformes; Labridae.
CUCUCUCUCUCUCUCUCUCUCUCUCAUUCCACCACAGUCAUCCACUCCUCAUCACCGACUCUCACUCAUCCACCUGUCCCACCCUUCUUCUUCUUUCUCCUGAGGAAAUUACUUCUUUUUUUCUCCACCUUUAAGGAAAAUUUACAGAAUGGCCAGCAGCUUCUCCAGAAUCCUCUCCUCGCAGCGGAAAAUCGGGCUCCUGUCGUUUGUCGGAGGUUCGGUAACGGCUGGAUUUCUGCUCCACCGGGAACAUGUCAGAGCGGGAGUCCCGGUCCGCAGGAGUUACCCCGCCAGGUACCGUCACCCCACCGGGCCGUUGGUCCGUUAUCUGCACUCAGGGAACCAUGUUUGUGUUUUUUCUCUUUGUUUUUAAGUAUAUGUUUAAUUUUCUGUGUUGAAAAUGUCGUUUUUUGAUGUAAUUGUUGGAAAAUGGCGCGGUGUGAAACAUAGAAGUAACCUUGGUAUCGGAGCUGAGUUUCUAGAAGAGGGCAUCUAAGGUAACGGCAGCUUAAAGAGGAACGACAUGGAGGGGUGUGCUACAUCAAUUAUUAGAAUUAAAAUGAAUACUUAUUAAAAAUGAGAGUUAGAUUAUUGAAAUAUGAUAUCAUAUCUCAGGAAUUUAAAGAGUAAAAUAAUUAAAAUGUCAUUUUUGUAUCAACAAAGACGUAAAUGAGCUAAUACUGUGAACACACCAUUACAGACAUUAUCUGUAAAAUGGUUUGGGGUUUAAAUAAGGGGGCAAAUUAACCAAAUUUUUGCAAAUUUUGGGCUUUUUACCUACAGAAGGGAACUGCAGAGCACACUCCCAGAUUAUAGCACAUCACCCUUGAAAAGCAGAAGGUGAAUUAUGACAAAAACUCUGACAGUAAUGCUUAUUUUUAAGUCUUUUCUUUCAUUUGUAGAGAAAUUUAAGACUGUCCUUAACUGCACCUGAUUUCAGAGGACGAAAAAAUGUGCUACGUGGAGGAUUAUGGUUAUAAAUGGUGUGGUUAAAGCUAUAGAGCAGGAAAAUGAAAGUCACAGAGUGGUUGGGGUGAUGGUGUGUACGUGGUCCACAACACGCAGGCUUGCUUUAUACGGCAGCGCAUAGACACAUAAAGAUCAGUAAAACCUUAUCUGCAGCUCAGAUAUCAACCCCAGCCCUGAGUGUUACGUAACUGUCACACUAAACGUUCACCUGCAGCAGCAGAAUGAUUCAGAUGCAGAAAUAAAUUCAUCAACAAAGACAUAAACACCAGUUUGCAGAUUUGUCUUUAAGCUCAGUUGCUCUCUCCUUUUUCUGGGGUCACCUCAGGCAAGCCAUUUUUAACCCCUUAGUGUCCAAAGACCCUUUUUUAUGAUUUACUCUGAUUAGGAGAAAGCCAAAUUGUUGGUCCUGAUGGGCCCAUGGUCUGAAAACUGGUUCACACACACAGAGUUAGGGUGUGACCAGAAAGCCAUCCCAGAUGCCAACAAUCUGAGGGAUGUAACAAUGUCUAAAUCUGAUAACAUGAGUGAACCUUAAUAACAGACCCAGCUGCAUAUUUAUUGUGGUAUUCAGAAAUAAAAAAGGAGAAUUUGUCCUGAUGCCUCUUUGUGUCCUAACCUUCUGAAUCCAUUGUUGUCGAUCACAAAAACGGUCGUAGGUCUUGAGCUGAGUAUUUAAUGCUCUCAUGAGGAAGUGAAUGAAUAUUAACAGGGUAACAAGUGGCCAAGUGUCUCACAUAUCACUCUUAUCACCCUGAUGAGUGGGUCACUGCACUCUGACAGUGUGUGCACGUAGUCUCCUGCUCUCCCCGCCUGCAGAUGGAGAAGAGAGGCAUGAGUAAUGACCGUCCAAAAAUAUUGUAGAUAUGCUGUUUUCUCCUGUCGAAGUUUAUCUCUGUAGUAUUAUUGAGUAAUUGUUUUUCUCAGCCUUUCUUAUCAGUCCUUAUCAGUAUAACUAACAGGAAUCUCAGGGAGGAGUAUAUAAACCUCCUCAGCUCUUUUGGAUCAUACUGAAUGCUUUAAGCCAGUAAAAGGAGGAUAGUGUCAGGUUUGCAACACUAUGACUCCUUUUAUUAAAACAGUGAGAGUUUCAUCAUUUUCACUGCAUCGCCCUGCAUGACAGUUCACAAGUGACCAGUGAGUCAUCCUUCCAUCGUUCCUGUGAGGGAAAAAAGAAAAACUGUACCCCUUUGCAGGCAGCUUGUUGGUUUUAUUAAAUCCUGCACCAAAAGCAGAAACUGAGGCACACUGCAUCAUGUGGACAUAUUGGAGCACACUCAGUGGGAUGACACCUGCAGCAGCCACCUGUGUUUUUUCUGGCUCUGAUAGGUGCUCACAGUCAUCACUGUUGAUCUUCCUCAGUUUCUGCAGUCUUUGCUUAUUAAUGAUUCUAAAAGAAGAACCUCCAUAAGAGCUGAUAGUGAGUUUGUGUCCCUCCAUGACUGUCAUUUCUAAAGUUCUCUUUUUUUAUUCCCCAUAUGUUCAUCAGUUGCUCCAUGAUAGGACACGUCUUGUCCAUUGUUAUCUCUUGGCAGCCAGCAGGAAACUUGAACUCCUGAGAGACUGAGUCUGUGCUGUCUCUGCAGUUGAACUCUCGUCACAACAAAAGCCAAUUUCAUUUCGUUUCGUUUCAUUUCAUUCCGGUUUGGCUGGAAGCCUAAAUAAUUCACUUGAAUAUAAAGCUUCACUUCUAUAGUUUAUUCAGCAGCAUUAUUUGACAGUAUGAGGAGAAAUCUAAAAGCUUUCUCCUCCACUUUUAAAGCACAGUGUGUGAAAUCCACAGGCAUGUAGAACAGACUUGUAGGAAUGAAAUUUACCGCUAAGUAUGUUCGAUUUACUGUAUAAUCAUCAGAACAUGUAAAUCGUGUAUAUCUAUGUAUAUCUCCAUAGGAUGUUUCUACAGAAACACAGAAUGGACAAACUAGUUACAUGCAUGUUUUUGUAUUUUUGAGGAAUGGACGACAAAAAUGAAAACGAGGAGAGGGGAGUGGUUGUUGUUGUUUUGUGCAAAAUUAUUGUAUUGAUGCUAAAAAAUUGACAAAUGACGGAUUAAAUUUAUCAUACAUCACAGGAGCUUUUUGUCCUUGAAGGCCACCAUCUCUUCACCAACAGGAGCGGUGAACAAAGGAGCAUUUUCAUCUAGAAUGAGACUUUGAGAUAUCACAAAAUAUAUUCAUUUCUAUAGCCUGUGCUUUUAUUUAUUUAUUUAUUUCCAGCUUGUUGGCAGCAAAGGUCAGCUGCCAUCAAUGUGUUUUGCAUAGCAACAGAUAUAAAUACUCUUUUCAAGCUUCCUGCUUCAGAUUCCAGUGUUAGUAUAUGAGUAAUACCUGUACCAUAGUACCUCAGACACAGACGGAUCAGUAUAUUUUCAGGUGUAGAAUCACUGGUUACUGAUAUCCUGACAUUAAACCAGCAGUGAGCCGUUGCUUUUUGUUUUCUACUUAAAAAAAAAAGAUGGAUAGGUCAGACGAUUAAUGGCAUUUUGAAAUAAUCUGCUUCACGUCCACAUCCACCAUCAUCUUAUCUAAAGAUCUCCUCCUACAUGACGCCAGAUCAAAUCUAAAACAGUCACUGCCAAGUUUUUAAAGUUACUGUGAGGAGCUUUCAGUUUCACUCAAUUUUGGCGCCCCCUGUGGACAACGCCGUAGCUAAUUUUGUCCUCCGCAUGCUUAAAAAAAAUCAUCUCGCUUAAUUCAUGUCACUCAAAUAUAUCAUUUAUUGUGCGUACACUUGACAAUCGUAAGAACAGGGCAGUACUUGAGCUGUCUCAGGCAUUAAAAGUAACUGUGUGAAAAUAGUCUGUUUUGUUGCUGUUGGUCUUAUUUCGUAAAAAUCGUAAAAAAGCAUCAACAUGAAUUCAUACAUGUCAAAAAACUCCUCACUGUAGCUUUAAUAUUGAUUCUACUGUGAUUUUCUAAAUGAAAAUGAUGAAUGAAAAUGUUCAACCACUAAUAGUGAUAAUGUGAUCAUUGAAAUGAAACCAGUUUAUUUUUUUGUGCGUAUAUAUCCUACACAGUUUGGAUCAUGGUGUUAGAAAUGAUCACUGACUGUUUGUCUCAGUUUCGGCCUCAUUUGAAGCUGAUAUCCUCACUGCUGCUCCUCCUGUCUGGUCUUUCUGAGGGAAAAUGCUGUGAUGGCAUGUUGGAAACUAUUUGAUCAAGAGAGCAGAAGGAAAAGUUUACGAAUCAGAGUUUGACUGCAGCUGCAUGCCAAGUAGUACCAGGCUCAUGUCCCUGUGUCCUACAUGUCUCCUGUCCACACACUCACAGGUUUGACCCAGGUUACCUUCAAACACACCAAACUGGAGGAGUGUCCUUCAUGACUAACUCAGCCCACCCCCUCAGAGGGCACGGCUCCACUCCUGACAUCAUGCGCCCACUCUGUCCACUCAAAACCUUUCCCCUCUUUUCAAAGUUUGAUGCACUAAAACGUUAUCUCGCGUUUGUAUUUGUACAGCGCGGAGUACCCUGACCUGCGCAAACACAACAACUGCAUGGCCAGUCACCUGACACCUGCCGUCUACGCCAAGCUGUGCGAUAAGGCCACUCCCAACGGUUACACACUGGACCAGGCCAUCCAGACAGGCGUGGACAACCCCGGGCACCCCUUCAUCAAGACCGUGGGCAUGGUGGCAGGAGACGAGGAGUCCUAUGAGGUCAGACAUCAGAUAUGAGACAGAGGAUUUUUGAUGUAGAGUUAUUAGAUGUUGUACCGCUCUGUGAAUGAAUCUAUGUCUGCUUUUGAACACGUGAACCUGUCGGGUUUGACUCACUUUCGGGGUCAUUUGAAGAACUGAAGUUUUUGACACUUUCCCUUUAGUUUCACUUUCAGCCAUCUGUCAUCAACUUGUGCAAUCUUCACCCGUACUCCCAGUUACUGUAAGAAUAAUUUCAACAUACAUGACGACUCAAAGAGCGCUGUCACCCAUCCUCCCUGUCCUCACCCAUCCUCCCUGUCCUCACCCAUCCUCCCUGUCCUCCCUUUUUAAGAGGAAGGAGGUUUACAGAACAGGAGAUGGAGAGUUUUGGAUGAGGACGCCUCUUCUGGGAGACCUGUGUGUCUAUCCAUAGCGAGGGUCAAACUGUGUUUCUCCUGUUAACCGUCUUUUGUUGAGUAAUCAUGAUGUGUCAUUAUUAUCAGUCUCCAUGUUGUAUUUCAUCAGAGAGGCCGAGUCAUUAAGUCAACGUGUUUUCAACAAUGUUCCUUAUUUUAGAGAAUAUCCGACACAAACUGUUUCGAAGCAGACGUGAGUUUUGUUUAUUGUUCUCCUCUCUGCACUCGAUGAAGCCGAUGGAUAAUAAAGCACUGUCACACAGUAUAAAGGGAAUAAUAGUGCUAUCAUAGAGGCUGUAAAUGCCCCGAGUGUUUAAAAAGAUUCACCCUUUUUUAACUCGAAGGAAACUUGAACUCUUGAACUCAUGUUUUGUCCAAACCCGCUCUGUCAUUUACACUCAUGAUUUCUGUAUCUGCUUCAGGUAUUUGCCGAUCUGUUGGACCCCGUCAUCAAAGAGAGGCACAACGGCUAUGACCCUCACACCAUGACGCACCCCACUGAUCUGGACGCCAGCAAGGUAACACCUCAGCGAAAACACAGAUUUGUUUUCUUCUAAAUCACUGGAGUGACUCAAAAACUCGUCACUCCAAUCCCUCCUUUCAGAUCCACUCCGGACAAUUCGACGAGCGCUACGUGUUGUCAUCCAGGGUGAGAACAGGCCGCAGUAUCCGCGGGCUGAGUCUGCCCCCCGCCUGCACCCGGGCGGAGCGUAGGGAGGUGGAGAGGGUCGUCGUGGACGCCCUCGCCGGCCUGAAGGAUGACCUUACAGGGAAGUACUUCAGUCUCACCCAGAUGACAGACAAAGAGCAGCAACAGCUCAUCGAUGUGAGUGAUGUCACAACGCCGCCUUACAUCAUACUUUGACUCCCUGUGAUGAUGAUGUGACCAUAACUUUACUUCAUUAUAUUUCUGUUUUCUUCUGACAAAACUGAGCGAUUGAAGUGUUCAAAGCUCCAGCUGGAUCCAUCAUUGGCUCCUCGAGUAUUAACCCUUUGUUUUCUGUUUACACGAUAGGACCACUUCCUGUUUGACAAGCCUGUGUCACCCCUCCUGACGUGCGCAGGCAUGGCCAGAGACUGGCCGGACGCUCGCGGUAUCUGGUGAGUAAAAACCAGACGAGUUUUGUGGAUCUGAAAUCUGAAACUUUGUCAGUCUGAGAGUUUGAGCUGCUUCUUUGUUUCCAGGAUAUUUAGAGGUUUGGACCAACGUCUGUGUUUUCAAGACCACGACUCAGAGUUUAGAUGAAUGAUCUGACUUUAAAGGUCCAAAAACGAUUCAGUAAUGAUCUUCAGUCUGUGAUGUUGGGAGUGUUUAUUUUGUUAAGCUGCUUUCACUUAAAUAUCAGUGGAUAAUAAUGAAGCGGGAGAUCAGCUUUAAAAAACAAUAAAGGUCCAAGGAUUGAUCCUUGAGGAACUCCUGAGAAAAGUCACGUAAACUGCAGAUUCAUAACCUUCAGCAUCCUCCGUCCUUGUUUACAAUCACACCCUGAGGCUGCCUAAAUCUGCUCACUGGAGGAUUAACGUCUGUCCAAGGUGAAUAACAGCAGAGGGGGGACCAGAUAAAACAUGACGUAUUCUCUUAAAACAUGAAAAUAAUGAAAAUGUGGGUUGUAUGUUUAGGAUGCUUACACACAGUUUUUAGUUUUGAAAGCAGCAGCGAGAGGAGCUGAUCUGUCUCUGAGGGAAGGAUGAAUCAUUUAAGAGGAGUCCCCUGUGGAGCUGAGAGAAAGGUUUUAUCCUCGAUGUCAUUUAUCCACGAUCUCUAGAGUAAACACCGAGCAAUUACUCUGAAAGUCUGAGGGAGCUUUGACGACAAAUGAAGGACGAGUUUGGGGUCUUUUAGAAGAAGAAGAAGCAGAAGAAGAAGAAGCAGCAGCUGUGUUUUUAUUAUUAUUUCAAAAACAUACUGGUGUGUUUGUUUCUCUCUGACUGAUCUAUGACUGUCUGCUGGUGUUUGUUUGUUUGUUUUUGUCCAUAUUUACUGAGGCUUUUGAGGGGGUUUGUUCUGUGACACUCUAUUUAAAGGGAUAUUCUGCAGAUUUUUACCUCUUUUGAGCCCAUAAUCAUCAUCCUAUUAGAAUUAAGCUCUUGUGUUUACUCUUCAAACUCUCAAAUCUAACGCAGAUGCUCUCUGUCUCAGAUUUAGCUCAACGAGGCUUCAAAAUCUGAUCACCUGACGUGCCAUCAUCUCAUAUAUUUGGUUUCAAGUCCUCCACUUUGUUCAUCACUGGGCUGACAGAUAUUAGAUGUAGGGAAAUAUAACAGAGCGCUCAUAUCUAACUGUUUUUUUAUUGGAGUACGCAGCUGGAGGUCUGCAGCAGAUUCUGAGGGUGAAGCUGCAGCUGCAAACACUCCAUUACAUCCUGGUAUUUUUAGACACCACAGGCAAAACUAAAGGAAGAGGAUAACUCCGAUAAUUCAGCCUCUUUUUAUGGUUUGACACAGUUUUCAUAUCGCUCAGUCCUGUAAAACUGUCCUCUUUAUCAUUUUUCUGGGUCUUGAUAGACUCGUCUGUUUAUUUCUAACCUGACCUGACUCCACCCAGGUCCCGUCCCCCCUCUGCUGACUUCUGUUGGAGGUGUAUUAGCGAUGCAGACCGCGCUGCCUCAGCGUUAAGUUUCAGCGCUCUCCCACGAAUAGCCCAACGCUCCGUGUUCGCCAGCCAAAAUCAAUCAGCAGCCUCCUCCCUCCUGGCCGGUAUCAGCCGGGCUCUGCUCUCCUCCACUCCUUAAUAAUUUACCUUCACUUCAUCCCUCCAUCAUCCCGUCCUUUGGUUUCACUCGCAGCUUUGGCUCAGUCCUGUCCUGCUUUACUUCAUGUUGUUCUCCUCCUACAAAUGGUCCCUGUUUCAGUCAUACAAGAGUCCUUCACUGCUGCGUUCCUCCUCUCACAUCACCGAUCCAUGACUUUAUUAAACCUCUGAUGUUAUUAAGGAGGUCAGAGAGCGAACAAAAAGCUUCUGUACUGGCUGACAGAGACUCAGUGGACUUUUUAAUUUGAAAUAUGAUGAGUGGAGGUUGACAGUUUGCUCUCACUGUGAGGAGAUCAUGAUAACACAAUAGAGACUUACACCAGAGAGCGUGACUGAGAUUUUAGGAAGAACUCAGAGUGAUGAUAAUUACCCAAAGACCUGAUACUCGACGGUCUCUCUGCGCACUCAGACAUGUAUUGAUUUUCUGAAACUCAUUUUUAGAGAGAAGAGCCACAGGAAAAUCACUUCUCUGUAUUUUCUUUAGCAGUUUCAUGAACAAAAUAUCACCUCUGUUUUUCACUCUCAUCGUCUGAAGGUCUUGGGGAAAGUUACACCAACAGGGACACUCUAUCUGUGUUUACCUGAGCAGAGGACACUCACCUGGUUCUUCUUACUUCUGCGGUGGAGAGGACAAAAAAAACCCUGACGUGUCGCGGAUCGAUAUUUAGUAAUUGGAUUUAUCAUCCAAUAUGUUUUCAGGCACAACAACGAGAAGACGUUCCUGGUCUGGAUCAAUGAGGAGGAUCACACCAGGGUCAUCUCCAUGGAGAAGGGAGGGAACAUGAAGCGGGUCUUUGAGAGGUUCUGCAGAGGCCUGAAGGAGGUACGGCCGUGUUUACUAACAAAUGUGGAUUCUUUAGAUGUUUGAGGAGAGACUUGGCUGCUUCACAUCUCUGCUGGACUUGAGACAAGCCUUAAGACCGACUUUUAGAGGUCUGUCUCGAACCCUACAGCGUUGCCCCUCUGCCUCGUCUCGGUCUCAGACUAAGAGACCUCUACUUUUUAAUUCAAAGCAGUCCAAAUCGUGUAGGAUGUAGGAGGAGGACAUCUAUUGUAGGAUGUUCACGUCCUCCAAACUUGUCAGAGGUCAGAGAUUACCUGAAUGAAACACGCGCUGAUGUCGCUGCGUCUGAUUGGUUCUCUCAGGUGGAGCGUCUGAUCCAGGAGAAAGGCUGGGAGUUCAUGUGGAACGAGAGGCUCGGUUACAUCCUCACCUGCCCCUCAAACCUGGGCACAGGACUCAGAGCCGGGGUCCACGUCAAACUGCCCCUGUUGAGCAAGGUAACACAAUCCUAACACAAAUGUCAUUCAGACCCCUGAUGAUGAAAUAAUGCUCGUAGAUUUAUACAAACUCCUCCCCCUCCUGUCCUCAGGACGCUCGCUUCGGUAAGAUCCUGAGUAACCUGCGCCUUCAGAAGAGAGGGACGGGUGGAGUGGACACGGCCGCUGUGGGAGGAACAUUCGACAUCUCCAACCUGGACCGCCUGGGACAGUCUGAGGUCAGAACAUGCAUGAAUAUUUAAAUAUGCAAACGUCCUCGGAGUGUUUAUUUUCACGUUUUUUUUCGUAUCACCAGCAUCAUCUCAGCCAAUCAGAGGCUGCUGUUCUCUUGUUGUGUAUCAGUCCUCCUCACUGCAGACAGAGCUCUGGUCUCUCCACCAGACUGCUGCAGUGAUUUGUUGACAUCUUCCUCUGGAGGUGGCGUCCUCCUCGUCCUCCUGACACUGUAAUCUUAAUAACAUAAAAAUGUGUUUUUAUCCUCGUAUCUUCUUCUGUGUGCAUGUUUGAGAUUAUGAAGCUGAAUAUAUCUGUGAGGUUUGACUUCAUCCACAUUAUGCAACAACAAUUUUGAGUCAGUCAGGUUUAAAAAAACAAAAACGCUGAACCUUCAAAUGCGGCGCUCGGUUUGACAUCGUUGAAGACUGACUCCCCUCGCUGUGAAGCUCUGAACAGAAAGAGAGGAUGCUGAAGCUCAUGUUAAGCUCAUCAGGUCAGCCUUCAAAGCUCAGUCUUCUCUGAACAACUGAACCACCUUUGACGAACUCAAAUAAGACCGUUUACAAUCGAAUGUUUCAGGACUACAGCGUGAGGGUCGUAGUGAGAGAGGGGAGAUGUUGUCCGGACUGAUCCUGUUGUGUGUCUUUGUUAUGUCACUGGUGGUCAUGCUGUCAUUCCUACGUGACGGUCAUACAGCACAAUAGAGCCGUUCUCUCCUGGUAUUAUUCUCUGUAGGUUGGAGCGCGGCGUGCUAAUUAGCUCUCAGAUUGAGGAUCACUCAUCAGACUUUCUUACUGUUACAUAAUCCUGAGAUCAUGGGACUCUUAGAGAUCCAGAGAGAGAGAGAGAGAGAGAGAGCACAGUCUGCUGUUUGCUCAUGGGCAGAGGAAAUGAAUCCAGGUUUUAAAAUAAAGAGACGUUAAAGGGUUGGAUCGUGUUAGAAGACCUCAGACAUCCACUUCUUCUCUGAGCGUUUUUGAGUUCGCUGUUCGCUGCUGUUUUGUUCCACAGCAUCCAGAUUCCAGACCGAUGAGCACUUAGGAGAGCGGCUCUCUGUGAGCCAAGUCCACAAGAUGAUCGAUGGAGGUGAAGUAGGGACAGCUGCAGCAAAGACCAGGAGGAAAUAACAAAUACAGACUCCAGGAUGUUCCAGGAUACAAACUCUGUUUUUGUAAUGAUGGGUGGAAACCUCAAAGACUUAAAGAUUUUAAAUAAUAAAAAUAAUGAUAAAGUUUAUUUAUGAGACGCUUUUCAAGAACAGGCUUCAUUAAGAGCUUCACAAUAAUGUAUAAAAAUACAAAACAUACAGCAGAAUGUAAAAUGAGAAGAGAGAGGGACACCUUUGAAAGAGAAAACUGCUGUGGGCCCAGGACAGAACCCUGAGGAACUCCACGAGACAUCAGCCUGCAUCACGUUCCUGAGUAGAGCAGUUUCUGUAGACCCAGAUGAGGAUUUAUCAGAUGUGGGUCUGUGGUUUUCAGAGAGUGAGGGGUCAAGAUUUGAUUUGUUUUGGGCUGAAAUGCAGCGUGUUUGGAAAAGGAUAAGACCCAAAGAGACCCAGAGAUCCUGGUCUUCACAUGUCCAUCCAUCCGUUUACUUACCGGGGUCGGGUCACGCCUCCUGCAGUUUUUCUAACAGACCAUAAUCCUGACGUCCGUUUGGUUCUCCUCUCCUCCGUCUUUCAGGUCCACCUGGUCCAGACGGUGAUCGAUGGCGUCAACUACCUGAUCGAGUGCGAGAAGAGACUGGAGAGAGGCCAGGACAUCAAGGUGCCCCCACCCAUCAAGCAGUCCAAGUAGACCCCACUGACCCCUGAGCUCACCCCACAAACCUCUGGGCACGCACGCACAUGCACAAACACCCCCUCUGUGCCCGUAGAUAUGACAAGUAUCUAUGCCAUCUCCUCAUUUAUUAAACUACUACUUAUCUACUCACCUCCCCACCCCCACCCCGGCCCCUCACCCGCCCUCCUUCUAUACCUCUCUAUGAUAUAAUCUACGUGUACGACAUACAGCUAUCAGGCUAAACCAAACUAAGUCCUACUGUACUGCAUUUGGCUUCAGAGUGUUUGAGACGCAUUUGAAAAGUUUUGAUCCUUAAACUGAAAUCUAAACCUCGCUCUAACGUGACAGCAAAGGAUGCACAAAUUACAGGCUGAAUCAGAGCAAAAAUGGCCGCCACUGCGCCCACCUCUGCAUGGCCAAACAGUAUCUCUGGCUCUCCACGGCCCACCUGACCUGGCUUUCCCCCCUUGCCUCCUCCUCCUUCCUCUCCUGACGCAUGUCCUAUACUCAGUCCCCUUCCCCUCAGUCCUGUGUGUUGUUUGGUCAUGACUACUAUCUGGUGCUUAUGAAGUCCAUAUCCAUCCGUGCUUUAUUUCCAUGGUAGGUUGUGUGUUUGUCUUCAGCGUGACGAGUGGGUUUGAAUGUAGAUUAACAGGGUACGACAGAGGAAACUCGAGGUUUUGUACAUGUCGAUGACACACCGGUGUCAUCAUGUAAUAGCGCACACUGGCCGGGCUGGGUCCUGUACUGUAAGCUACUGAAGCAAUAUCAUUCCAGCUCAUCACUGAAUGUCACACCGUCAUGUCUUUUAUUAAAGAAAUCAUCUAUUUAACAGUAACAGCUCCUCCUCCUUCUCUUUCUCUCUCUUUGUCGCUGAAGCGUUUCCUUUUUUAGUCUCCACACCACCCCGGGUUCAGCUCUUUGGUUUCCAGGAGGAUUUUUGCCCGAGCGUGCAGCACCAAGCUUUAAGUAACCAUGGUAACCAAGCUCCAGGAACGUGAUUGCGAUCAGCGUGGGUGCAAAGCAUCAUGUGACCGUGUUUAGUCAGAGGC